Messenger RNA from Amphimedon queenslandica, 1732 nucleotides. RefSeq names its product solute carrier family 35 member F2-like. The transcript has 6 exons. The record is from RefSeq and is a predicted model, not a curated record. Gene Ontology annotation, biological process: transmembrane transport. NCBI's taxonomy places the organism in Eukaryota, Metazoa, Porifera, Demospongiae, Haplosclerida, Niphatidae. Gene Ontology annotation, molecular function: transmembrane transporter activity. The coding region runs from base 25 to 1527 and encodes 500 amino acids. Gene Ontology annotation, cellular component: membrane.
UAAUUGGAUGAAGAAUGAGUCAAUAUGGCUACCACAGUAGAAGAAGAGUCCCGUCCAUUCCUCAGAGAUCCCGACCCUUCUCCGACUGAUGGCUGCUGCAGUGGCUGCUACAAGUGCAUUGGGGCAGUUCUCAGACGAAUAUACACUUACUUCAAAUCCUACAGGCAUCUCUUGUUUGCUUUAUUCGGUGGUCAGGUCCUCUCCUGCCUCCUCUGUGGUACUGGCGUCACCAGCCAAGCCUUGGAGGAUUUCUAUGGGAUUGCUGUCCCAACUACCCAGUUAUUCCUAGUCUAUUUAGUAAUGGCUGUUCUCUUUUUCCCAGUCCUUGUAAUGAAGAGGGAUUUCUUGGAUGUAUUGAAGGAGAACUGGUGGCGGUAUAUUAUAUUGGGCCUCAUUGAUGUGGAGGCUAACUACCUGGUUGUAUUGGCAUACAAAUACACCACAUUGACCAGUAUACAGCUUUUAGAUAGUUUUACAAUUGUUACAGUUCUCAUUCUUUCAUUUGUGUUUCUAAGGGUCCGAUAUUUGAUAAUUCAUUUGAUGGGUGUUGCCAUGUGUCUGAUUGGUAUCAUAUCACUUGUAUUAGCUGAUCUCUCAACAACAAAAGAAGGCAACAAAGGUUCUAAUCCAUUGCUUGGUGAUCUAUUGUGCAUAUUUGGCUCAGUGCUGUAUGCUGUUAGUAAUGUAUCUCAAGAGUAUCUUGUUAAGAACCAUUCAGUCUUGGAGUGGCUUGGCUUUAUUGGAUUCAUAGGAUCAUUUGUCAGUGGAAUACAAUUGUGCUUUAUUGAAAGAAUAUCACUGGCCUCUGUAGCAUGGGACAGCUCUAGUAUCACUAAUCUCAUAGUGUUUGUUGUGUGUUUGGUUCUCUUCUAUACACUGAUGCCUUUUGUCAUGAAGGCAUCAGGUGCUGUGGUUGUCAAUCUCUCUCUCCUAACAUCUGAUAUCUUCACUCUUGUCUUUGGUAUCUUCCUAUUCAAAUUUCAUUUCUCACUGUUGUACAUACUAUCAUUCAUCAUUAUUAUUGUCGGUGUGUUUAUAUUUAACCUCAAACCUCCACCGGUUGCAAAGCCAAAGGUAGCCCUCAAAGACCUCAAGACUCGAUUUAAGGAAAUGAAACUAAGAAGAAGCGGAUCAGACCACAGAGCGGAGCUAGUGGGGAGUCGUGUUACUAGAAAUUUGAUAGGGAGUCACCCCCCGAGUGACCCAAGUGAGAGACGGGCUAUGUUAGUAAGGGGACCACUAGAAGCUGAGCUCUCUGGAAGAAGCUAUUCAACUCACUACUCACAAUCAAUGUCCUACUCUUACAGUCCAAAGAGAUCAACAGGAGGAGGAGCAACGGCAAAGCCUGCACAACCAGCUCAAAGCAAACUGGAGUUACCAUCUCGAAAACAACAAUCUAGUUAUAAGCAAAGGCUCAUGAAGGAUAAAGAGAGCGACAGACGGACUUCGAAAGACAACGGACAUUUAUUGACUGUAAAAAAUGAAGCAAAUGGAGUCAAUGGACACUACCCUGGCCCGCACGAUUAAACUUGUGUUAGUUUUAUUUUCAUGAUGACUUUGUCUGUAUUUAUUUUUGCGUGCAUUCACUGCAUUGUUUGUUUGUCAGUACAUGCAUAGUGUCUCUCUAUUUGCGUGUGAAUGAAUCAUUACUUUUCCAUGCCAUGUUGUUACAUAUUGAUUGAUUGUUAUUUUUGUUCAUAACAUUUUUCUAUGAAUAUCUUUGACCUAUGUA